Messenger RNA from Erigeron canadensis, 1071 nucleotides. Its product is annotated as 2-oxoglutarate-dependent dioxygenase DAO-like. NCBI's taxonomy places the organism in Eukaryota, Viridiplantae, Streptophyta, Magnoliopsida, Asterales, Asteraceae. Gene Ontology annotation, biological process: auxin catabolic process. Bases 1 to 927 code for a protein of 308 amino acids. The record is from RefSeq and is a predicted model, not a curated record. Gene Ontology annotation, molecular function: dioxygenase activity; indole-3-acetaldehyde oxidase activity. The transcript is spliced from 3 exons.
AUGGCCACCAAUAAUAAUAAUAACACAAUCCCAGUGAUCGAUCUACACGACUUCCCUAAUGAAUUACCCAAGUUGAUAGCAGCAUGUGAAGAAUGGGGCUGUUUCAGGCUGCUCAACUUCCAACAACUCCUUCCAGCAACACUCAUGUCAGAUAUGAAGACGGUGGUCAAAUCACUGUUUGAAUUACCGGUGGAUAUCAAGCGCCGGAAUGUUCACGUCAUCUCCGGCAGCGGAUACCGGGCUCCGUCGGAGUCUCCGUUGUACGAGGGCCUUGGUUUGUAUGACAUGUCGUGUCGUGCUGACGUGGAGACUUUUUGCUCCCAGUUGGAUGCUUCAACUCAUCAAAGGGAGAUAAUUGUAAGAUAUGCUGAAGCAGCACAUGAGUUACUUUUGGCGGUGGUAGGGAAAUUAGCCCAUGGUUUAGCAGUGAAAAGUGAAAAUUUAGGAUUUGAGAAAUGGCCAUGUCAAUUUAGAAUAAAUAAUUACCAUUUCACCCCUGAAAGUGUUGGUUCCCAUGGUGUCCACACACACACAGAUUCCGGUUUCCUCACUGUCCUUCAAGAUGAUGAAUGUGUUGGUGGUCUAGAAGUCAUGGCUAAGUCGGGUGAGUUCAUUGCUGUUGAUCCAUGGCCUGGCACCCUUUUUGUUAACCUUGGAGACGUAGCAACUGUAUGGAGUAAUGGAAGAUUUUGCAGUGUGAAGCAUAGGGUGCAAUGUAAAGAAGCAAGAGUACGUGUUUCAAUUGCUUCGUUCCUUUUAGGACCAAGAGGGACAUUGGAACCGCCACCGGAACUUGUGGACAAUGACCAUCCUCCUGUGUAUGUUCCAACCACGUAUGAAGAGUACAGGAAGUUGAGGAUGUCGACAAACUUGCAUGCGGGUGAAGCUCUUGAGCUCUUGUACACAUCUAACUACUCUCAGAAAUGAGGUUUGAUUCACUCUCAAAUAAAAUCCUUGUAGAUUACAAGGAGUGAUUAAUAAAUACAUAAAGAUAAUAUUUGCUUGUAGAUUACAUACGGGCUGUUGUGUGUAUUUUGCACCAAAACACUAAUGGUAGUGCUACAAAUAUAU